GUAUUCCCACGACAUCAGGUGUGCCCAUUAGAGUGCUCCUUUACAUCAGUUGUCCCCAUCAGAGUGCCCCUUUACAUCAGGUAUCCACCUCAUAUUGCCAGCUUACAUCAGGUAUUCCCAUCAGCAGUGCCCCAUUACAUCAUAUUCCCCAUCAGAGUGCCCCUUUUCACAGUAUGUGCCCAUUUGUGCCCCCUUAACAUAAAAUGGGCCCGUCAGAGUGCCCUUAACAUGAAAUGUGCUUAUCAAAGUGUCCCUUAACAUAAAAUGUGCCUGUCAGAGUGCCUCCUAACAUAAAAUGAGGAGCAUGCUGAUGGGCACAUUUUAUGUUAAGGGACACUCUGAUGGGCACAUUUAUAUUAAGGGGCACUCUGAUGGAUACAUUUUAUGUUAAGGGACACUGUGAUGGGCACAUUCUAUUUUGUGCUCAUCAGAGUGCACCUUAACAUUA
This is a messenger RNA of Staurois parvus, 448 nucleotides long. NCBI's taxonomy places the organism in Eukaryota, Metazoa, Chordata, Amphibia, Anura, Ranidae. The record is from the annotation of a GenBank genome assembly.